Molecule: messenger RNA, 3265 nt
Organism: Alnus glutinosa
Lineage: Eukaryota; Viridiplantae; Streptophyta; Magnoliopsida; Fagales; Betulaceae
Product: ubiquitin carboxyl-terminal hydrolase 17
Exons: 13
Coding region: 298-3117 (939 amino acids)
Biological process (GO): protein deubiquitination
Cellular component (GO): cytosol; nucleus
Molecular function (GO): cysteine-type endopeptidase activity; cysteine-type deubiquitinase activity
Source: RefSeq, a predicted model, not a curated record
AUGCCCUGCAUGUGCACAGAGCCCCAAAAAAGGGGGUAAAUCAGACGACAAAAUGGCGUCCCAUACCUUCUCUCUCUCUCUCGGUUUCUUGUCCAAAAUCUCCCAAAACACCUAUAUGCUUAUCGUCAUCGUCACCAUCACCACCACCACCACCUGAAAUUCCGUUUUUGCCCUCUGUGCAUUUCAGCGGUACGGCACCACCGAUUCCCACAACAACCUCUACCAAAUCUAUGUAUAGCAAAAUCCCAAUCCUAGGGUUUCUCUGUUCUGGAAUGACACUCGGCGCCGGCUAAGGCAAUGCUGGUUCCCGGAGUGCUAGGGUUUGAGAGCAUCGUCUUGGCCCUCGUUUGUGUUGUUUGGCUCGUGAUUCGCCACAAGUGGAGGGAUGAGGCGGCGAAGAAGGAGGAGAUCAUGAGGCUGGUGGCUAUUGCAUCCCAGGAGACCGCCAUGGCCGAGGUCGAAGCCACCGUCGAGUACACGUCCAUGCCGGUCGUGCGGCGGUUCCAGUGCGCUGUCUGCUACAAUCCCACCACCCGGCGUUGCUCACAGUGCAAGGCCGUUCGAUACUGUUCUGGCAAGUGCCAGAUUAUGCACUGGAGACAAGGUCACAAAGAUGAAUGUUGUCUUUCAAUUGCUUCCAUGCAGUUUCAAGAUAAUAGUGACUUCAGUGGGAAAGCAAUUUUGGAAAAAGAGUCAGAAAUUUUCGAUACCGAAGGACUGCAUAAUGGUUUUGCAUCUUCUGGUGCCUCAUUUUCUGCUGGUUUCUCCCCAUCUUGUGUUGGAGGUAACACAUCUGUCGAUAUUUCUUCCAAUCAGGUCAUUAGGUCCAGCACUGUUGACAGAUCAGAGAAACCCCUUUCUGAUGGUGUUGCCCCUGAUAUGCUUGGAACAACCGCUAGCUUUAGUGAGACAGAACUAACCAUGCCGCCACCCAUUGGGUCUACUAAUUUGGUAAAUUCUGUAGGUCAUAAUUCUUGUGCUAAUAUAUCAAAUAAGGUGAAAUCUGGUCAUAUUGAUGAAGUGGUUGACUUCAAAUCUCAAUUUUCUAAAGCCAAGCCGGUCUUAAUUGAUAAUGUGAAGCCAGCAAAUAUGGGCAAUAGUAAGCCCACCAGAGGGUCCGCUUUAGGAGGAAAGUUAGUUGCAGAUGCCUCCAGGUUUAGGCACUCGCCGUCCUUGAGUUGUUCAGGGUCAGAUUCUGUAGGUGAUGAAGUGGAAGAUGAUUCUGAGUCAUCUAAGUGCAAAGAAGUCAGGUCUUUGUCUUGUAAUGCUUCUAGUGAUCGUCCAUCUUCAGCUACUGGAGGGCAUUUGGUUUCCAAUUCCAAGUCUGCAAAAAUUGAUGGUUUUCAUGCCUUACCUACGAAAGUUAGUAGUGCUCCAAGCUUGCCACAAGAUAUUCGUAAUGGCUUGAAAAAAUCAGUGCGGAAAGUUGUACAGCAGUUUAGGGCCCCAAAAGAGUCAAAACUCAAUUUGUCAGGUCGUGGGAAUGAAAUGGAUGGAAAGAACAAUUGCAAGAUAGUCUUUCCAUACGAACAGUUCAUGAAACUUUACUGUUGUGAUAAGGUGGAACUAUGUCCAUUUGGUCUUACAAAUUGUGGGAACAGCUGUUAUGCUAAUGCUGUGCUCCAGUGCCUGGCAUUUACUCGGCCUCUUGCUACUUACCUUCUUCACGGGCUUCAUUCUAAAUCAUGCCGAAAGAAGGGGUGGUGUUUUAUUUGUGAGUUUGAAUGUCUUAUUCAGAACGCGAGGGAAGGCUAUUCCCCAUUGUCUCCCAUUGGGAUACUAUCCAAAAUACAUAAAAUUGGAAGUAAUCUUGGUCAUGGGAGGGAAGAAGAUGCCCAUGAAUUUUUGAGGUAUGCUGUUGAUACAAUGCAAUCUGUUUGCCUCAAAGAAGUUGGGACUGGCGUUCCAUUGGCAGAAGAAACAACCCUAGUAGGCCUAACUUUUGGGGGUUACCUUCGAUCUAAGAUAAGGUGCAUGAAGUGCCUUGGCAAAUCUGAACGAUAUGAGAGAAUGAUGGAUCUUACUGUUGAGAUAGAUGGGAACAUUGGAACUCUUGAAGAGGCUCUUACGCAAUUUACAGCUACUGAAACCUUGGACCGAGAUAACAAGUACUAUUGUGGCAGGUGUAAAACUUAUGAGAAAGCGAAAAAGAAGUUGACAAUACUAGAGUCACCAAAUAUUUUAACGAUUGUGUUGAAGCGAUUUCAGUCUGGGAACUUUGAGAAGUUAAACAAAUCAAUUCAGUUUCCUGUGGUUCUCGACAUGGCCCCAUAUAUAAGUGGAGUCGGUGAUAAAUCUCCUUCGUACAGUCUUUAUGCGGUGGUGGUUCAUUUGGAUAGCAUGAAUGCUUCAUUUUCAGGUCAUUACGUGUGUUAUGUGAAGAAUUUCAAUGGGGAGUGGUUCAGGAUAGAUGAUAGCACAGUAGAACCUGUGGAAUUGGAGAGGGUCUUGUUAGAAAGGGCGUACAUGCUCCUUUACGCUAGGCACUAUCCACGAGCCCCAGCUUUCAUCAGGAACAAUGUGGUGUCUCAUGGCGGACGGUCAAAGAAAAGGAACUUGGAAGCUGUUCCUUCAAGUAUUUCUACAUCCAAGACAGAGUCUAAUGCUGUGGGAGCACAUCAGAAGCUUGGAAGACACAACAAUCAAUCGUUCCAUCCAGACAAUUGGAGAUUCCAUUCAAUGCAAAGAGUUGCUGCAGUGGAUUCAUCAAGUGAGAGUUCUUCCCUUUUCAGCAGCUCAGAUGCAAGUUCUUGCAGCACCGCGAGCAUCAAGGACUCUGCCAGCACAGGAGACUUGUCUGAUUACAUAUUUGGUGAAGUGCGACCCGGUUGGUACAGCCAUUAUGGGCUUUCAUCAGACUCAAUCUCAUCUUCCUCCUAUGGAAACUUGGAUGCAGAUUCAGAAGUGGAAAACAACAAUGGCUGGGCAGAGGAUUUGGAUGGGGAUGGAAACUCUGCAAUUUUGUAUACUGACACAACUAGACACCAUAGAAAGUCUAGUUGCCAGUUCGGUAGUAGUAGUAGUUAUAGUAGUAGGGACACUUACUUCGAGCAAUUUGGCUAUGCUAACCCAUCUGUUGUAAAUUCUGGUGUAUCAUUAAGAAGACCCAAGUGGUGAUAGAUCAGCUCAAACGUUUUAUUGAGGUUUGAGUUGAGAUCAAAUUUUGGUAGGAGCGCAUUCAGCAGUGUCAAUUGUCAAACUUGGAAACGCUUUUUCCGGAACGACGGCGUCCGGAUUUGCUCGCAUACGGUAGCAACGCCGUGAA